CAAAGUUGUCAAGUUCUAGAAAACAAAUUCAUACAUCUGUUCGCUCUAACAAUAAAUUAGCAAAAACAUUAUUGCAUUUAGUUUUUUGAAAAUUUUUUAAAUAAAACCAAUUGUAAAAAUGACCGAUCCGGGUCAAUGGUAUAGUCAACUACCGCGUUUUACACGCUACUGGCUAACCUGUACGGUUGUGCUCAGUUUGCUAACCCGCUUCAACAUAUUACCAAUGAAUUUGGUAUAUUUACGACGUGAUGCAGUAUUAGGAGAUUUUCAGUUAUGGCGUUGUGUUACAGCCCUUUUUGUAUACCCAUUAACGUCAUCGACUGGGUUUCAUUUCCUCAUCAAUUGCUACUUCAUCUCACGUUACAUAGCACAAUUGGAGAAAGAGCAAUUUGGACGAAGUCCAGCUGAUUAUUUGUACAUGCUGCUAAUAGUAGCUUUUCUAUCAAAUGUUGGUGGUAUGCUAUUCAGUGUAUUUUUCCUUAUGGACUUGCUGGUUGUUUCAACUACAUACAUUUGGUGUCAACUAAAUAAAGAUGUAAUUGUAAACUUCUGGUUUGGCACACGCUUUAAAGCUGUCUAUUUACCAUGGGUGUUGGCCGUUAUGGAACUGGUGUUCCAAGGAUCAUUUGCAUCACUUAUUGGUAUACUUAUCGGGCACUUUUAUUACUUUUUCAAAUUCCAAUAUCCACAAGAACUUGGUGGUAAUGCAUUUUUGGAGACACCAAACCUGCUAAAACAAUAUGUACCAGAUAUAAGUGGUGGAUUCAGCGGCUUUGGUGAACCGCCAGCGAGUCGUGCGCCUCAACGUCCAGCAGCAGGAAAUCCCGUCUUCGGUAACACUUGGGGUCGUGGCAAUCAAUUAGGCCGUUAGCUGAAAAGAGGUAAUGAAGUGGGAUAAAAAUACUUAUACAACUUUUUUAAACGGAGAAAUGUGUUUACGAGAUAUUUGCAACGUAUUUAACAUUUGUGCUCCUAUUCAGUUUACUUUAAGAGUAUCUUUAAUGCACUGCAGCCAUUUUCGGUGUCUCAUUUCUCCUGAUAUUAUGAUGAUAUGUGACUUUAAGUAAACACUCUUACUUCAGCAACAUUAUUUAUACAUUUAGGAUAGAUUUUGGUAUGUAAUGAAAAUUCACGCAAUUGUGAUGGUAUAGCUUUGUAAAUACUAUAUAAUAAAAGAACCAAUCUAUAUAAAUAACAA
Messenger RNA from Bactrocera dorsalis (oriental fruit fly), 1198 nucleotides. It is a transcript of the gene Der-1, whose product is annotated as derlin-1. Gene Ontology annotation, molecular function: ubiquitin-specific protease binding; misfolded protein binding. NCBI's taxonomy places the organism in Eukaryota, Metazoa, Arthropoda, Insecta, Diptera, Tephritidae. The record is from RefSeq and is a predicted model, not a curated record. The coding region runs from base 119 to 871 and encodes 250 amino acids. Gene Ontology annotation, biological process: endoplasmic reticulum unfolded protein response. Gene Ontology annotation, cellular component: Hrd1p ubiquitin ligase ERAD-L complex; endoplasmic reticulum membrane. The transcript is spliced from 4 exons.